AUGGAACCUUGGCGACUGCAGGCUGUUGCUACGCUCGAAAUCAGUGAAGAGGGCCGACCCCGUCCCAUGUCUAAGUUCGUCAUGGAUAAUCGAGACAGCAUCUUUAGGUUGCUCUCAUUUGAUGAAUGCGCAGCCAUUGCUCUGUAUGUCAAGAAACACAGAUUCGAUACGCUACGCCUUGAAGGCGAAGACUCUCCUCUACAGGACGAACGUGAUGUGGUGAUCAAAGCGCUGGCCACGCGUGCUGUUGAGCGAUUCAGCAAUGAUGCGAUGUUGAAGGGCUUAUACAAAAUGACAUCUCCGCUGCAACCGAUGCAUCGAUGUCGUGUCCUGCUCGAAGCGGCACUACACUAUGCAAAGUAUCUCCAUAGCGAAAAAGAAAAGAAAGAAUGGCAGAAACUUUGCAGCAAACAGCUGGCUACGUUGCAACCAACCGAUGCGACCACCAGCGCUGAAUCGCGCAAGAGGAGACCUGAAGAAGAUCUCGCCGCUCAUAAGCGGUCGAAGAAAAGACGAGGAGAAAUUGCACAACCCUUAGCUGCAAAAAUGGCGGAUAUCCAGGCGAUCCCUAAUUUCAUCGGCACAUUUCUCUUCGUCGGACUCACGAGAUCCAACGUACGGCAAAAGGAUGUUCUUGCUGCGAUGACUGCAGCGUUCGAGAUGCAUUUUGCUUCACAAGAGUUCCAAGACUUCACCCUGCUGUUAACCGUCGACAAGAGCAUCGGCGAAAUUCUGCGAGAGCCGCUUUCGGGGUCACUCGAUAAGUUGGAGAUUUAUUUGGGCCGGUGGCUUAUUGACGCUGUGAGGGCUGCUAGAGAUGGCGACAACCGGUAUCUCUACCCACACGACAACAAUGAAGACAUGAUACUUGAACUAGGAUUAGGCUUUCAACAUGGAAGAGAGAUGGCUCAUGUAGUUUUUCCAAUGCGGUAG
Messenger RNA from Colletotrichum abscissum, 933 nucleotides. RefSeq lists its product as uncharacterized. The coding region runs from base 1 to 933 and encodes 310 amino acids. NCBI's taxonomy places the organism in Eukaryota, Fungi, Ascomycota, Sordariomycetes, Glomerellales, Glomerellaceae. The transcript is spliced from 2 exons. The record is from RefSeq and is a predicted model, not a curated record.